AUAAUUUCUGUAUUUUAAUCCAUUUUUUGAUUAUUUUAAUCCAUUUUUCUUAGGCAAACAGCUUUACAUCUGCAUAUGGUUUACAUUUUGCUUUGAAAAUAUUGCAAUUACUAAUUCAUCGCAAUAAUAAAAGAAAGCGCAUACGCUCUUCACAUGCAUAUAUAUGAACACACAUUCAAGAACAUGCAAUACAAAGUCAUCUCAGUACCUCCAUUAUCACUGUCACAUUUAACUGCUGGUAGAACUCAACUAACUUUGAAAAAUAUCAACUUCAAACAAACACUAAAGCGAUUGCAAAAACUGUAUCUACAGUUAAGUUGAAAAAAUUCAACAGUGCCAAUUAAUGGCCAAAUGUAUCCAACUGAACGAGGAUCUAUCAGUAAUAGAUUAACCAGAUUAAUGUGUACGUAACAGUCAAAGCAAGGUACAUUGUCACUGUUAGUUUCAAAGUCCACAUAAUAUGAACGUCUCUUUAUACUGCACACAUGGUUUAUGAAUGAAGUCUGAAUGAAAGAGGAUUUUAAGGGAAAAUAAGGUAAGUGACAUAAAAUGAAAUCAAUCUAAUUAUUUAAGCGUAGACUGCUUACAGGAAUAAAAAGAACAAAUCCUUGAUCAUGAUUUAAAAAGGAAUGCACAAAUGCAUGACCACCAUAUCAUAUUAUUAUGCUACAGAAAAAGAAUACAAUGCACAUCUAGACUGAUGGAUAACUGACAACAACCAUUUCAUAAUGUGUCCUUUAUAAAAGGUAUUCUUAAAAAAAAUUAAAAAAAAAAUAAAAAAGAGAAAAUUGGUCAUCAAAAAACCCAUUGCAAAUUCAAUAAGGAAUAUCAGCAUGUACGGUAUUCAAUGUCGCCUGUAACUAAAUUGGUAUGUUAACAGCUCUCGCAUGUCUGUCUUCGUACUGAAAUUAUUUCAAAAAAUUGAUUUGGGCACGGAUUGAAUAUGAGGGAGAAAGCUUGAACUGCACAUGCAAGAACGUAAAUAAAUUAAUCACAGGAAAUCUCAUUCCAAAAUUACCCACGAUCUCUCUCUGAGUACCUUAAAAAAACCCAAAAACUUCCUGAAGUUCAGGUGUCACUGAUAACUUAAAAUCAACUACUUAUUUGCCAAUGUAGUUUUCCAUUUGAAAAACCUCUGAUUUUAAUCAUCCAGUAUUCCUGUUAGACAAUUAAUGUGCACCAAGACCCCUGCAGAUACUGGAUUACACAAAAGUACAAAGAGAAUGAGAAGGCUUAUUUAUGAACAAUUAUAGUAACUUUAAGUGAUACUUAGGUAUCUCUCCCCUCUCCAUCCACCAGUCUAUGCUUUUCUUUUCCACUAACUAUGCCAUAAGUCUAAAAGGUUGUACAGUAUACAUUUCCAAAGUCUCGAUUUCACAUGGGGUUAGAACCUGCAGCAUUGGCAAUUUCAGCUCUUCUUUUUUUCAUUAAGACACACUUAUAUUUAUCUGUAUCAGAAAGCCCUUUUGGAUUAGUCUAUUUAAACUUCAGUGGUAGCUGAUGAAAGACAUAUUCUAAGCUGUUUUCUGCUGUGAAAAAGUGCUCCUUUAAAAGCUACUUCUCCCUAAAACAAGAUUUACUUCCUGAAACACAGUCACUCAAUAAUAGCAGCGUGUAUUUGUCACCAUUCUCUUCUUCCACCCCUAGUUCUCCCUCCUUCUCAUAACCUACUCUCCCUGCAUGCCAGUGCUGUUUUUCAUGGUUAUUUCCCAACUCCGCCCUUGCCUGUUGUCUCUCCUUAGCUUUACCUGCUUUACUUGUUCCUAAAACUCUUCUCACAUUGGAUUCUUUCCCAGCUCUUCAGUUUCUGCCAGUGUCGGAGUGCAGCCUGUUAGGUUGCUCUCGUACCUGUGACACCUUCCAUGAGGUCUUGUUAUUUCUAAGCAACUGACUGGGAAGGAGAGCAAAUAUCCAUCUUUGCAUCAGAGAGAGGUAUAUGUGCUGUAGUGAAUGUCUAUCUACACCACACACUCCUCAAAACAUUUCAGGCAGGGAAGGACGCUCAAAAGACAUUCAAUUUUCUAAUUUUUGCUGAUAUAUGGGGGUUUUUUAAGUUAUCUGAAAUGGCUCGUGUUAUUUGUUCCUUCACUUAGUGACAGGUUUGUGGAUAAAAGCAUAGACAAUGGUGGAGAGCAAUGAGAUGACCAUCAACCUUGUUGUCCUUGGAAGAACUCAGACUGGUAAAAGUGCUGCUGGGAACAGCCUGCUGGGCAGCUCAGACUUUGAGACUCAUCGCUCCCCAAGCUCUGUGACUACCUGCUGCAGCCUUGGACGCAGCUGCCGAAUUUCGGGGAUUAUACGAAGAAGUGGCUGUGAGCUAGCACUCCGUGUUCAAGUACUUGACACUCCAAGCUACCCCCACAGCAGUCUGAGCAAAGAGCAGGUGACAGACACAGUGAGAUCAGCCCUGGCUCACCACUUCGGGGAGGAAGGCCUGCAUCUAGCUCUCUUGGUCCUCAGAGCUGACUUGCCUCUGUGCCCAGAUGAAAGCGAUCACACAAUUCAGUUCAUCCAGGAACUUCUGGGUCCCACAUGGAAGGAUUUCACUGCAGUUCUACUUACUCAUGCAGACAAGGCAGAAGAGGCUGGAUUCAGUGAGGAAGCAUAUUUGCACAGUGCCUCAAGUACCCUGUUGUCACUUUUGAGCUCAGUACAGCACAAAUACAUUUUCCUAGACAACCAGAAGACCAUAAUUAAAGAGGAAAGAGCUAUUGUCUUAAGAAAGCUCUUGAAUUUUAUAAGACAAAAUAAUUAUCAAGUGCUUCUACCUAAACACAGCAAGGAAUAAAAUUAGCUUUCAGGUAUUCAUUUGUCUAUUUUCUAUGGUAGGUAACAUUUAAUAAAAGAAAUAAAAGAAUAGAAACCAUCAGCUGGAAAAUUGCACAUCCAUACCAAAUACCUUUGAACACACAGUUGGAAAUAUCUCUUUAGAUUACUUGCCUUUCAUACAGUAGCUCACACUACUGCAUCCAGAAUUCUAGCUUCAACCACAAAAUCAGAACAAGCUAGUGCUCUAUAUCACGCUCCUAAUACGUAUGUAGUCACAAAUGAGUGUUUAUGCUACAGCAGAUUGUAUAUUGCAAUUCAUACAGAACACAGAUCUGGAAGAAAAAAAAAAAUAAACGUGCAUGAGCUCAGACUGUAAGGGAGUCUCUUUGCUCAAUUCUUCAAGCUUUCAGAAGUUCCUCUGAAUUCCAAAGUUUGUAAAGAGCUUUCCAGUAUUAAAAGCUAAGAUUUAUCCGCUGUAAAAGUAUUUCCUUACCUUGAUUCAGGAUUAAUUAGAAUUGAGAUUUUGAACUUUAAGAAUUUUGUUUAAUAAGAAAUUAUUGGAUAUGUAGUUUACAAGGCAGAUAAAAAAGCUCCCAUGUGCUUAAAGCUAUUCAGCACAUUUAAAAGUACUAAUUACUAUUGCUUAUUCCCAGAUGCAUGAAAAAUUAACACAGUUUAUAGGCACAUACAAAACUAAUUCAAAAAAGAAAUCUGUUCAUCUCCUCUUUUAUGCCUGUUCCUUUUAAUUUUAUAUCGUUGUCAUUUUGUUUUCUCUCUCAGCUU
This is a messenger RNA of Chroicocephalus ridibundus (black-headed gull), 3552 nucleotides long. RefSeq names its product GIMAP family P-loop NTPase domain containing 1 (gene GIMD1). The record is from RefSeq and is a predicted model, not a curated record. Gene Ontology annotation, molecular function: GTP binding. The transcript is spliced from 2 exons. The coding region runs from base 2123 to 2788 and encodes 221 amino acids. Lineage: Eukaryota; Metazoa; Chordata; Aves; Charadriiformes; Laridae.